AUGAUAUCGAUUCGCUUGUUCUUCUCAAUCUGUUGGGUAUUGUGCGUAGGUGUCGGAGCACAUCCCAAACAGUGGUACCAUCUGGACUCAAAAUAUGAAGGAGCGACAUUUUUCAGUGGAUGGCAAUUUUUCACUGAUCCAGAUCCCACUCACGGUUAUGUUACAUAUGUCGACGAAAGAGAUGCGAGGACAAUUCAACUCAUAAAUGCAAAUCCUUAUGGAUCAGUAUAUAUGGGAGUAGCUCAUACUACUCUUUUAGAUCCUGCUGGCCCGGGACGAAAAAGUGUACGUAUAAUGAGUCAGAAAUCAUGGACACAUGGAUUGUUUAUUGCAGAUAUUUUGCACAUGCCUGGUGGAACUUGCGGUACCUGGCCAGCUUUUUGGUUGCUUGGCCCAGACUGGCCGAAUAAUGGGUAUAUUUGUUUCCAAAAUGAAAACUUUAGCAAAGUUUCUAACUUACAAUCAAGGGAAAUUGAUAUCGUCGAAGGCGUCAACCAACAGAUUGACAACAUAAUGACUCUCCAUACCUCGGCAAAUUGUACCAUGCCAAACAAAGACAACGCACAGCUAGGUACGAUGAAUAGCAAUCAAUGUGAUGGCACUUUGAACAACUACGCUGGCUGCGGCUCAACAGCUCAAGUUGGAGCAUCUACCUAUGGUAAAUCUUUCAACUCCAAUGGUGGCGGCAUCUACGCCACGGAAUGGACCUCAGAUUAUAUCAAAAUUUGGUUCUUUCCCCGAGAUAGCAUUCCGUUUGAUAUCAAAAGAGGGCACCCAGAACCCAGCUUCUGGCCAAAGCCUCAAGCAAUAUUCCAAGGUUCUUCUUCCUGUGAUAUUGACAGCCAUUUCGCGAAUCAAAGCUUAGUAUUUGAUACUACUUUUUGUGGAGACUUUGCAGGAGGCGUUUGGGGAAAUGAUGGUGGGAUCUGCAGCCAAGGGGGAUCGUUGACUUGCGAACAAUUUGUGGCGGAAAAUCCAGAUGCCUUUGGAGAUACGUACUGGCUAAUUAACUCAGUCAAGGUCUAUCAAUUAGAAAAACUUCCAAUGGAUCUGCGCAUGCCGGCAAGCACAAGUACAGAUACACUUAAAGUUUGA
Messenger RNA from Botrytis byssoidea, 1095 nucleotides. RefSeq lists its product as uncharacterized. Gene Ontology annotation, biological process: glucan catabolic process. The record is from RefSeq and is a predicted model, not a curated record. Lineage: Eukaryota; Fungi; Ascomycota; Leotiomycetes; Helotiales; Sclerotiniaceae. Bases 1 to 1095 code for a protein of 364 amino acids. The transcript is spliced from 7 exons. Gene Ontology annotation, molecular function: hydrolase activity, hydrolyzing O-glycosyl compounds.